CGGGCACGUUCACAGCUGCUGCAGCCGUGCGUCGUGAUCCACCAGCAACCGACCCGGGUUCCCACAUCGACAGUCGAGUCCCAGGACGCACGCGGUUCCACGUUUGCUACCUAACGAGCUGCCAGCGUCGGGCUCCCUUCGUCGAGUGGUACAUCGCAUAUCAUUUAGAUUGCCAAGAUGAAAGUGGAGGUAGCUAGCACGCGCAGACACCUCCUGGGCGAAGGGCCACACUGGGACGAGCGGAGCUCAACGCUACUCUUCGUCGACUGUCUCGGGCGGGAGGUGUCGCGCUACGAUCCCGCCAGCGGCACGGAGACUCAGGUCAUCCGCACGGAAGGUGACCUGGGCAACGUCAUCCCUUUCGCGCAAGACAACCGCAAGCUGGCGCUCUGCAUGGAGCACGGCCUGUACCGGCUCGACCUGGACACGCACCAGAGGGAGCUGCUGGUCGAGAUGCUCGACCCCAAAUCGACGGUGCAGUCCCGGCUCAAUGACGGCAAGUGUGACGCCCUGGGACGCCUCUGGACUGGAUCGAUGCCCUCCACAGGGGUGCAGAACCUGAUACCAAAGAAGAACAACUUCUGGUGUUACUCGAAGGGAACGCUGAAGCACAAGUUGAACGGGGUGACCUUAUCCAACGGCGUCACAUGGACGACGGACAGCAGGGUCAUGUUCUACGGCGACUCGGUGCCCGGAUUGAUCUACGCCUUCGAUUUCGACAUUGCCGCGGGCGAGAUCAGCAACCGGCGAGUGCUGGUCGAUUUCCGCACGACGCCCGGCUACGAGGACCUCGGCCUUCCGGACGGCAUGACCAUGGACGUCAACGACAAGAUCUGGAUGGCGUGCUUCGAAGGCAGCGCGGUGGUGCAGAUUGACCCAGAGACCGCCAAGAUCUUGACCAAGAUAAGCUUUCCAGCCAAGUACACCACGUCGUGCUGCUUCGGAGGCGAGAACUACGACGUGCUGUACGUCACGACAGCCAGUUUUCGCCCGGACGCCACUAGGGCCGAGGACGGCCUCCUCUUCCGAGUUACCGAGCUGGGAGCAAAGGGCAAGGCAGCCUACGAGUUUGGCGGUUAGACCCUAGCCGUGCUAGGCGUGCCGAUAGACGCCGCUGCGGCGUCGAAGCGACGGGUAGGCGCUGUACUGGUUAGACGCCCGAACAACGCGCAGCAUGUUUCUUCUUUUUUUUGACCGUUUACAGCGGUUACUUUUCGAAGCGCCAGGAGAUGGCGCUACCAGCACCGACUUCAUACAAUGCCACGCGACGUGGGCGGAAUGGUCGUGAUGUUCUAACUACUGUGUAUGUAAAAUGACAUAAUGGACAUGUGAAACGAAGUGUGCCGCUGUAUACCGAAGCAAUGUAUCCCGAGAAACGUAAAGAACUGUCCUCAUAAUUUCUGAAGAGAUUGUUCUGAAUUCAUGCUUGCUUCACCUCUCGAUUAAAUUCCAUACCAGGGGCGCUAUAACGUAAAACUAUUCCAAACUUUUCUAUUCCAAUUCUGCUAUCAGCCCUCCACGAUUGGUCAAAAACUUUUUUCGACCACGCCCACUUCACCUGUCUGUCACGCGACGUCACGAAAAUCGCGAUACUUCCCCAUCUGAUAUGUGUACACACUGUUUAUGCAUGAUUUGACAGAAAAAAGAAAAAAACGGUUAUUUCUAAUUAGAUCCCUUUUCGCUGUUAGCCUUCGGCUAUUGGUAAAAAGUUUUCGGGCUGCACCCACUUCACCUGCCUGUCACUCGCCGUCACAAAACCGCACAAACUCACUGCGUCAAAGUGACGUGUACGCGAUAAAGAUGCAUUAAUAUGCCGAACAAAACUGCAUUUUUUUCGGAAUAGCCGCAGGCUGCCCCGUUCCGAAAGGAAUGAAAGAAAGCUGCCGCCGAUCGCUGAGACGCUGGCUACUCGCACCUGCCGGAGAGCAUGGGUGUAUUUGCGUAUAAUAAAACUGCUUGCGUGACCGUGUAACGUUUUCAAGAACUUUCGGCACGUUUACUACCUCAUUCUGCCAACUCUUCUUUGCUGAGGGUCAGCUUUAGCGUCAUUCUUAAGCUUCCGUUGCAUGCCGCCGCGAUUUUCGACCAGCCACCACAAGCUAAGUAAGGGAAAGCCGACCAAUCGCAGACGCCGGCACCACCCUCUUCAUCCGGUUAUCGAUUUUCAGUGCACUGGCUCUGCCCCAGUCAAUCCCUCUCCACUUGAGCGUUCUCCUCGCCUCUUGUCAGCCAAUUAGAUACGACAAGCCGCUCAGUGUAGGCAAUGUUAUUCGUUUUUCAAGCAAACAAAAGUGACCUCCUAUGAACGAGGAGAGCGUUUGAUUGGUCUGUUCAGACAACCCGGCGGGUGACCGCCCGGCGCUUGCGUCAGUGGUUAUGCAAAUUUGACGUCAGGAGAUUGGAACAGAAACAUAUUGGAAUAGUUUUACGUUAUAGGGCCCCAGGCUUCUCCACCAUCAUUCCUCCCUAGAAUACCGGCUUCUGCGCCUUUCACGCUUUGCCCUGUUGCUCUCUACGAAUGUUGUUAUUGCACUCCUGCUUUCCAAUUUCUUAUUCUACAGUCAUAGUCGAGGGUCUUCCUGAACGCAUACUUAGGUAUCCUGAACACUCCAUACGCUGUCAAAGGUGUUCUACACAUGCGAAGUCCGUCUCACAAUGAACAAAAGUCCCGUGACUUACUUCCGGGUCACCGGUCAGUGGCUUUGGUGUUCAAUCAGCGUCUGCACGGACGGUGUUGUAGUUAUGUUACAUAACACUGGAGGGCGCCACGGGUUACCUUAGUAGUAUAUAUAUUCCGCCACUAAUCGAAAAAGUCGGCAGCAUGUUACACUGCUGUAAACACGUGAAGGUGAAAACGUGCUGCACACGUGGUAACGCAUUAAGUUAUCCAAUCGGAGGCGUCGGACUUCUUGCAAGGCAUAACGAGCUGCAGUGCGAAGUAAACGUAUUGCCAUGUAGAUCGACUUCCGCAAAGACACACGCGAACACCUAAUGCACUACCUAAAGGUUCUUUCGUUCGUUCUUUCUUUCUCUCCGUCGUUUUUUAUUUCCUUCUAUCACUCUUUGUUUCUUCUCUCUCUCUUCUUUCGUUGGUUCGUUCUUUAUUUCGUUUCUUCGUUCAUUCUUUCUUUUUUUUUCGUUUCUUCUUUCAUAUUCAGCCAUUCCAUAUUUGCUUGUUUACGGGUGUAUAAGCCAAUCCUAAUGUUAGUGUUUCCUUUCUUUCUUUCCUUCGUUCUUUUCUCCUUUCGUGUCUUCAUUCAUAUUCAGCCAUUACAGAUUUGCUUGCUUACGGCUGUGUCAGCUAUUCCAGAUUGCGUUAUUUGUUUCGUGUAUGAGCCAUUGCUGAUGAUGACAUUUUCGUACCACUCGUCAACGUUUUUGAACCGUUCGACUUGAUGGUAGUAUUUUUUCAACAACUCGACUAGACCCCUCAUUCUUGCGCGUAUGAGCCAUUGCAAUGAGCCACUGAAGGUUUUUGCCUUUAAGCGGGUCUCGUUCGCCUAACGUCGCUGUGCCUACUUGGCCUGAAGGCCACUCUGCACGUGUCAAGCGGAGUUACAACAGACAGUAAACGUGAUCGUAACGUCAUGCAACGUCAUGCUGAUCUCUGGUUGUUUUCCUGGGGAAAUGAAAUUAGCUCGAGUCAGUGUGAUCUACAAGAGUGGUCACCUAAAUAACUAUAGUCCUGUCUUUGUGCUGUCAGCUUUCGCAAGAGUUACUGAAUAUGUAAUUAACCAUCGCCUAUAUAGUUACAUUUCCGGCAACAUUUCUGUAGACCGACAAUUUGGCUUUAGAAAAAGAAGUUCGGAAUCCGCCUUACUUAGUAUAAAAGAAAAAAAAUGCUUAGUAACUUUCAGCGAAAAUCAAUAACGGUGAGGAUGUUCCUAGACCUGCGUAAAAGCUUUUGAUUCAGUAUCACACGACGUACUAAAAAGAAAAUGAGUUAUCACGGUAUAAGAGGAGUAGCGUCAGACUUACUCAGUAACUGUCCGAAUAUAAUUGCCAACAAUACACAACUGUGUAUCAUAUUAAGUCGAAUAAAGGAAUCAUUUCAACAGGCGUACCUCAACGGUCUUUACUAUGUCGGGUCCUAUUUUUGAUAUAAAUCAACGACGUAGUUCACGUACAGUUUACUAACGAUAUUGUGAUUUAGGCUAACGACACGAGUGUAUUAUUUUUGUUAGACAAGGUUGUCAAGAAUUGCAGUAUAUAGCAAAUGCACGGCUACCUGAACUCGCAUUAUGGCUAAAAGAAAAUCACUUGCAAUUAAAUGUUAACAAUACAAACUAUGUAGUGUUCAGACUAAAAGAUCAUUCACAGUAAUUUCUACUUGAAAUAUCGCAUGAAGUCAAAAUCAAGUGCGAGUCAAAAAUCAAAUUUCUUGGUGUAUUUCAAGAGAAUAUUUUGUGGUCAGAACACUUUCAUUAUUUAUCCAUUAAAGUAGCUCGUUCUUUUGGCAUAAUAAAUUUCUUUAUGCAUUACCCGUUCGAGUAAAGCUGGUAUUGUGUUACUGCUUGUCUACUCCUAUGUUUAUAAUUGCAUUUUAUUAUGGGGAACGACUAUGGAAACUAAUGUAAUGAAGAUUUCCAUACUAAAAAAAAAAAGCUGUACGUGCUAUUCAACAUGUAUCACUUCGUAAAAGCACGAAAAGUUUACUUUUAAAACACAGCCUAGUGAGCAUAGCAGAAACAUAUCUAAAGAAUUUAUCGAUUGAUUGCAUAAACUAGUCAGAAAUGAUAAACAAGCUUUUGAACAAAACUAUUUAAAUGUGAACACAUCGUACGAUUUUCGACAUAAACACUAUGGGUUUGACCCAACACGAACAAAUUAUGGCCUUCAAGAACGUUCGGUUGUUAAACCUCGUAUGUUAAACGUUCAUCCAGAAAUUAUUUUCUAAUUAGGAUACAUUCAAACGGUAAGCUUCUUUCAAAUAUUUUAAACAGUUUGCUAUAACGAGAGAUGUAAACCAGUAUCGUGCCCUUUUCUUGUUUUCUUCUUCAGUGACCGCGUUAUGAUUUCUGUAUCUUUAAUGAACGCUUAGUAACUACCAAUGACUGAUUUUUCAAACUACUGUUUUGCAUGCUACGUAAUGACUUGCAUUGCUGUAUUUUAGCUUCGUUCAUGUUAUCUUUGUGUUUGUUGUUAAUAUUACGCGUGACAUGGAAAAUGUUUGAAUUCCACUUAGUGACUGUGUAAACACUGUGUAACAUUUUUUUUUGUAAAUCUUAUUGCAACCGCAUGUGCUCGAACCACCGAAGGGGGGUGGGGCCUUUGUCAGGUGUUGCGAAACACCUUUAGCCCAAUCUUCCUCGCUCUUCAGUGCAUACUGUGAACCGAAAUAAAAUGUUGUUGUCCAGACCA
This is a messenger RNA of Dermacentor andersoni, 5361 nucleotides long. RefSeq names its product regucalcin-like. The record is from RefSeq and is a predicted model, not a curated record. Gene Ontology annotation, molecular function: calcium ion binding; gluconolactonase activity. Gene Ontology annotation, biological process: L-ascorbic acid biosynthetic process. Lineage: Eukaryota; Metazoa; Arthropoda; Arachnida; Ixodida; Ixodidae.